AUGGUGCGCUGCCUUUGGCUUGGCAUUUUGCUCAGGGGAGCAGAUGCAUACACUGCGCGUAAGCCAAGCAUCGCAGGGAAGAGCGUUUAUUUCCUGGUCACCGACCGCUUUGCCCGUAGUGGAGCCAACAAGGAGAAUUACACGUAUUGCGAUUUGGCGACCAGUGCCGACCCGCUUCAGCCGGGUGGAGGAGCUUGGUGCAAUGGCACCUUGCAAGGAGUCAUUGAUCAGCUGGACUAUAUCCAGGGCAUGGCCUUCGAUUGUGUUUGGAUCACGCCCGUGGUGAAGGCCUUAGAUUACACAGGCGCCUUGGCUGAUGUGGAUCCUCACAUUGGGAGCAAGGAGACCUUGAAGGAACUCUCCAGGCAGCUCCACGCGCGAGACAUGUGCUUGAUCAUUGACAUUGUGGCGAACCAUGUGCGGCAGAUGACCGUCCAGCAGCAACACCCCACCAAUCAAGACACGCCGAGUUACUCGGAUCCUGGACACUCCGUGGACGGAAUCAUGAAGGUGAAACCGGGUCUCACCGCACCCGUUCCGCCGGACCUGGUGCUUUCGGUGAUGGAGUACUUCCACACCUAUGGCAAGGCCGCGGGCACGUCCUUCGAAGCAUAUGUCAUGGCGGGUGGACGCCGUGAGCCGGUGCCGGUGCCGAGAAGACGUUUGGAGCAUGAGGAUUGUGGACCUGAAAACAUGAACCUCACCGAGUGCAACUGCUUUCCGGGCAACUUCGCCCCCGACUGUUGGUUUGGGCAACUGGCGGAUUUGAAUCAGGAUCACCCUUUCGUUCGCCAGAAGCUCUUGGACUAUGUGAAGUACCUGGUAGAGGAAUAUGACGCAGAUGCUUUUCGCCUGGACACCGCCAUCUACAUGAAGAAGGACUUCCUGAAGGAUUUACAGGAGGCGGCAGGCGUGGAUAUUCUAGGAGAGACCACCGUGAAUAACAUCAGUUACCACGCGAGUUUCCAGAAAGCUGGAUUGUCGGGGCUCUUGAACUUUCCAGCCUUCUACCAGGUGCACGGAAGCUUUUGCCAAUACCAUUUGGGAGGUGACCUGGGCAACUAUCACUUGCAGGGAGCCUUCACACCGGCGCUGCCGGACUUGCGGAAGUUGGCCUCCGUGAUGCAAUUUCAAAACCCCGAGGUCUACCCGAACUUAGACUUGUUGGGGAACUUUGCAGACAAUCACGAUGAGUUCGCUCGGAUUGGCUACUACUGUGAUGCCGACUCCUAUCGCAUCAAGAACGCCCUAGCGCUCAUGAUGUUUGCCCGGGGCAUUCCUAUUGUCUACUAUGGCACCGAGCAGGGCUUGGACGGGCAUCAGGCCAAUGUGCUGGAGAAGGACGCCAUGCGAAAGCAAGGAGUGGAAGACAAGGGUCAAGCCUUUGUGAGGGAAUCUCUGUGGCAGACCCGGUACAACACCUCCACCUGGCAAUAUCAGUACAUCAAGAUGCUCAAUGAGAAGCGAAAGGAGUUGGGUUUGGCCAAGGGCGACAUCGAUGCCGAACUUGUGUCCGCUUCGAACAAUCACCUCAUUUUCAUUCGCAAUCACCCACAAGGUGAAAUUUGGGUGUUCAUCAACAACAACCAGAACUGGACUGGCCAAUCUCCAUUCCUCUAUUGCCCAGCGCCCAGCGAACACGAGGCCUGGUAUGAUGUCUUUUCCGAAGAGCGUGCCUACUUGCGCAAAGGCUGCUUCAUGGCCGACAACGCCGAGCCCAAAGUGCUGGUCCGCCGCGUGCGGAUGCCGGCGGUCUAUGCCGUGGAGCGCAUCAGCGAGCAGGUUUGGAUCCUGUCCUGGCCUAAGGAGUCUGGACCUUCUUAACCUCCGUCCUCCGUGGGUCUUCAUUUUUCUACUCGUUGCGUCCAACGUCCUCCUCUUGGCCUACGCGUGUCGACAUCGUCUCAACUUCAGCCGCUUCAAAGUCCUAGCGGAGGAUGACGACACAUCAGACAGUGACAAGUGCUAGCAGGACACGGAGCGGUCAACUCAACCAAAAUGCCUGGGUCCGCCAGAGGCAUGGUAUACUAUGACGCAGGUCAGUGUCGGAGAUUUCCGUACUGGAAAGCUCGACUUACAUGAUUCGAGAACGGAACAUGGGAAGCACAUGGAAG
This is a messenger RNA of Durusdinium trenchii, 2114 nucleotides long. The record is from the annotation of a GenBank genome assembly. Lineage: Eukaryota; Dinophyceae; Suessiales; Symbiodiniaceae.